AUGGAGGGUCAGCAGGAGCAAGAGGGACAACCUGCUGCGGGGUCUAGCGCCCAAUCUGCGCCCACGUCGCCUCCUCCCGCCGCCUCUGCUUCACCACCUCGUAACGACGAUGAUCAGAAGCAACAACCACAGCCUCCGCCCGCUCAGGCCAAGGACAAGGUUCCACAGCAGCCCAAUGCCGCCGCCGCCUCUUCGUCUUCUUCUUCAGCUCCAAGCGUAGGAGUACAGCAGCCUCGGCCACCUCCACAAUCACAGGCACAGCCAACGCAGCGGGAGCCUCUGCUCAGGAUACGCGUCCUGGCUGUAGAAAAGAGGGGCAAGGAGCUCAAUGUACGCCUGGAUGCUGCAACGAAUCUCGCACCCUUCCGCCAUUCACACUACCCACCCUUCCUGCGCUCGUAUCGCGAAUUGACCUUCUUUGCCCUGUCCCUUGCUGUACACGUACCUUCUCAAAUCCUCGCCUCACUGCCUCUGCCACCACCAACCUUCUCUGCUCUCCCCUCGCCGCCUCAAGCGGAAGCUCGCAUACUCUGUCAGGCCCUCGCAAGAUGGUUCGCACGGCUCGCAGCCGAGCCGGCCCAUCGGGAUCAUCCAGAGACUAGGAAUUUCAUCGAAGCGGACUACUCUUACCAUCCCAUCCCGCCUCACGUCGACUAUGCCCCGAUUCUGGUGCAGAAGAGGUGGAGGGCAGUCAUGGACCAUGCUGCAACAGUAGAGCGUGGGAUCAGCAUUGACCUUGGGGCAGGAUUGGGCCUGCCUAGUGGGGUCUUGUCCACACCCGCUGCGCCCACCCGGACUGGAGGCGGAGGAUUCCUGGGCUUCGGAGGGAGCAAGAGCUCGUCUUCCACAGUAGCCGGAGGCAAAGGCAUGAGUCUCAGUCGCAACGUCCACGACGAAGACGAAGACCUUGUGGCUGCUAGGAUGGAGGUGACAAGGCUGGAGCUACAAUUCAGCGAAGCUGCCAGUAAAGGAUUCAAGGUGGUGGAAGCAAGAGGAAAAGUCACAGACCAGCUAUCGGCUUUGUCCAACAGACUCCACACUUUGGCAGGUGUAGAGGACACUAGGCAGCUGAGCUCGGAGCUGGGCCUGCCGAAUGACCUUCGCAAGCUGGCAGAUGGACUUCCAGCUGUUGAUCUGACUCAGCAAGCUACCUCUCACACGGAGACGAUGACGCUGCUCUACCAACUCACGUAUCAGUCUUCGAAUGCUCGUGCAGCCAAGGAGGCCCUGCUAGCUCGCAACGCCCUUGUAGAGGAACAUCAUGAAGCCUCAAAACGGACCAUGCUGAAGAAGCGCGAGAUUGAGGGUCUGAAGGCCCGAAUGGGUACCGGAGGGAUCUCUCGCGAUCGUAUAGAGAUUGCGAUUGAAGAGUACGGAGAGGCAUCAAGGUAUGCAAAUGCCCUUCGGAUGGACCUAGCUCGCUUGAGCAAGAACAUGCACGGCAGUCUGAAGAAUCACAGCAGG
This is a messenger RNA of Microstroma glucosiphilum, 1464 nucleotides long. RefSeq lists its product as hypothetical. Gene Ontology annotation, molecular function: phosphatidylinositol-3-phosphate binding. The transcript is spliced from 2 exons. The record is from RefSeq and is a predicted model, not a curated record. Gene Ontology annotation, cellular component: retromer, tubulation complex; endosome. Gene Ontology annotation, biological process: retrograde transport, endosome to Golgi; intracellular protein transport. Lineage: Eukaryota; Fungi; Basidiomycota; Exobasidiomycetes; Microstromatales; Microstromataceae. The annotation marks the transcript as partial.